AUAUUUUUCUGAUUAUAGAAACCAGUCCUAUCUCUCAAAAUUGUGCUUCCUUUGUCCGAUUCUCCUCUCGCAUCCUGCCUCAAUCUUAGUGAAUGUUUUCCCCUUCCGCCGUUUUGGGUGCCUGUCAGCUAUAUCUGUCAUAUAUUCUUUAAUUUUAGUUUUCUUGUCUUAUCUGCAAAUUGUGUAAUUAUAUAUCUUCACAAUUUUUGUGAUUUCCUCGUUUUCUUCUUCUGGGCGAAGUAUUCCAUAUCGAAACCUUCAAUAUUGAAGUUUUCUCAUGCUGAUGAACUCCAAAGUCAUAUAUUUUGCGUCAUACUAAAUUUUGGGUAGCUGGGUCUCUGUUUUUCCUAAUGGGUACUGCUGCUAUUGAGUACCCAUAUGGAAUCACUGCACAUUCCCGUGGAAAAUUUGGUCAGAAGUUGUUGGAUACUUCAAGCUCCAAGUUUCCUUAUAAAGUGGGAUUUUCAAGAACUAACUUGUACGAAAGUUCUGCUUCCAUCACCAAUUCCAAGGGAUUUGUUCGUCGAAUAUAUUCAGUACCUGAUCUUGAUGAUAUCUUCUGGGAGAAAGUCCCAACACCCAUACUUGAUGUGGUUGAAAAACCUAUCCACUUGAAGAAUUUGACGUCUAAGGAACUAAAACAACUAGCUGAUGAAAUCCGUGCAGAAUUGUCGUCUAUAGUGUCAAGGACUCACAAAUCUAUCAAGGCCAGUUUAGCAGUGGUGGAACUGACUGUAGCCCUUCAUUAUGUUUUUCAUGCACCUGUGGACAAGAUACUAUGGGAUGUUGGGGAACAGGCAUAUGCACAUAAAAUUCUCACAGGAAGGCGAUCCCUUAUGCAUACACUGAGACAAAAGAAUGGUCUCUCUGGCUUUACAUCUCGGUCUGAGAGCGAAUAUGAUCCAUUUGGGGCAGGGCAUGGAUGCAAUAGCAUUUCUGCUGGGCUCGGGAUGGCAAUUGCACGUGAUAUGAAAGGGAAACGAGAACGUGUUGUUACAGUCAUCAGCAAUGGGACAACUAUGGCUGGUCAGGUCUAUGAAGCAAUGAGCAAUGCAGGCUAUCUGGAUUCAAAUAUGAUAGUCAUUUUAAAUGACAGCCAUCACUCUUUGCAUCGAAAGAUUGAAGAGGGUCCCAAGACUACCAUCAAUGCUCUAUCUAGUACCCUAAGCAAGCUCCAGUCAAAUAAAUCAUUUCGGAAGCUUAGAGAAGUUGCAAAGGGUGUUACCAAAAGAAUCGGUGGGAGUAUGCAUGAAAUAGCAGCCAAAGUUGAUGAGUUUGCACGUGGUUUGAUGGGUCCUCCAGGAGCAACCCUUUUUGAAGAACUUGGUUUGUAUUACAUAGGUCCUGUUGAUGGACACAACAUUGAAGACCUAGUUUGUGUUCUACAAGAAGUGGCAUCCCUGGAUUCUAUGGGUCCUGUCUUGGUACAUGUAAUAACAGAAGAAAAUAGAGAACGGGAAGAUAAGCAAAAGGAUGGCAAAUUGGAAAACCUGCAGGAAGGUUCAUUUAUGUCUGAUUCUUCUCUCUGUAAUAUUCACACUCGAACUUAUAGUGAUUGCUUUGUGGAGACUUUGAUUAUGGAAGCAGAGAAGGACAAAGAUAUUGUGACUGUUCAUGCAGGAAUGGAAAUGGAAACAGCUUUUCAAGUAAUUCAGGAAAGAUUUCCUGACAGGUUUUUUGAUGUGGGAAUGGCCGAGCAACAUGCAGUUACUUUUUCUGCUGGGUUAUCAUGUGGAGGGUUGAAGCCAUUUUGCAUAAUUCCUUCUGCCUUUCUACAGAGAGCAUAUGACCAGGUGAUCCAUGAUGUAGAUCAACAGAAGAUUCCAGUUCGUUUUGUCAUUUCAAGUGCAGGAUUGGUAGGGUCUGAUGGUCCAAUGCAGUGUGGGGCAUUUGAUAUAACAUACAUGUCAUGCUUACCAAACAUGAUUGUUAUGGCACCAUCUGAUGAGGAUGAGCUUGUGGACAUGGUGGCUACUGCUGUUCACAUUGAUGAUCGUCCAGUCUGCUUCCGUUAUCCAAGGGGUGCCAUUAUUGGGACAGACCACUAUGUGCGCAGUGGAAUUCCAAUUGAGGUUGGAAAAGGGAAAGUUCUUAUAGAGGGUAAAGAUGUUGCUUUGCUUGGGUAUGGGGCAAUGGUUCAAAACUGCCUCAAAGCUCGGCACCUUCUUUCAAAGCUGGGCAUUGAGGUAACUGUUGCUGAUGCAAGAUUCUGCAAGCCACUUGACAUGAAGCUUCUCAGACAACUAUGUGAAAACCAUGCAUUUCUGGUCACAGUUGAGGAAGGGUCUGUUGGAGGAUUUGGAUCCCAUGUUGCACAGUUCAUGGCACUUGAUGGACAGCUUGAUGGCAGAGUUAAGUGGAGGCCUAUUGUUUUACCAGACAGCUAUAUCGAACACGCAUUGCCAAAGGAACAGCUAACUCUGGCAGGGCUGACUGGACACCACAUUGCUGCAACAGUCCUGAGACUACUUGGCCGCACCCGCGAAGCUCUCCUUUUAAUGUCUUAGAUAUGUAUACAUUCUCUGUUACAAGGCUCACUGAUUGCAUGUACCUCAGAGAACAGAGCCAAAGAUAGAUGGAAGCUUAAGAUAUUGUUGAGGUUAAAGUCGUUUCGCUGAUUUUUUCCCCAGUUUUUAAUUCCUAGUAAUUAUAUCAGGCUUGUGAUGAUUGUAUAGGACUGAAAACAUUUCUGACAAAACAAUUUUUAGGCAAAUUUGUUGCCAUUUAUCAAUAUUAAGAGCUUGAUGAAUGUAAACGUAGAAUCAUGUAGUCAUUUAUGAAUAUCAUCUUGUUCUGUUCACUUGUA
This is a messenger RNA of Manihot esculenta (cassava), 2806 nucleotides long. RefSeq names its product probable 1-deoxy-D-xylulose-5-phosphate synthase, chloroplastic. Gene Ontology annotation, molecular function: 1-deoxy-D-xylulose-5-phosphate synthase activity. NCBI's taxonomy places the organism in Eukaryota, Viridiplantae, Streptophyta, Magnoliopsida, Malpighiales, Euphorbiaceae. The transcript is spliced from 10 exons. The record is from RefSeq and is a predicted model, not a curated record. Gene Ontology annotation, biological process: terpenoid biosynthetic process. The coding region runs from base 351 to 2507 and encodes 718 amino acids.